Messenger RNA from Lactuca saligna, 1011 nucleotides. The record is from the annotation of a GenBank genome assembly. NCBI's taxonomy places the organism in Eukaryota, Viridiplantae, Streptophyta, Magnoliopsida, Asterales, Asteraceae.
AUGAACGUUAAUAGGAAUAUCUAUGUUGACAUUUUGACAGAGAAAGAAGCAUGGGUCCUUUUCACACGUAUUGUGGGUGAAAAGUUAGUGAAUGACGUUAGACUGGAGAAAAUGGCAAGAGAGGCAGCCCUUAACCAACUACAAAAGCAUGCACCUCUAGAUAUCGAUCCAGAGAUAAGCAACGCGUUUAUUCAGUUGAAGCUGAGCUAUGACUUACUUGAAAGAAAAGAAGCUAAAUCGUGCUUCUUACUGUGUAGUUUGUUCAGAGAAGAUGAACUCAUACAUAUGUUGCGUUUAGUAGAAUAUGGGGUGGGUCUACAGAUAUUUGAAAAUAUGGAUAGCAUUUAUGAUGCCAAAACAAAAGUCCAAAUGGCACUUAACACCCUCAUAUCCUCUGGCCUGUUAUUGUCCGAGAGAGGUCAUGUAAAAAUGCACGACAUUGUUCGUGACGUGGCAUUGUUGAUAACUUCUUCUCAAGGCGAUGAGAAGUUUCAAGAGAAGUUUUUAGUGAAGGCUGGAAGAGAUUUGACGGAAUGGCAAAUAAGAAACAAAACCUCAGACAGAUACACCAAGAUCUCACUCAUGAAUAAUAGAAUUCGUACGCUUCCAGAUCAUCAGCUUCAUUUCCCAAUACUUGAUACUUUCCUUAUACGAAGCAAUGACCUUUCCAUUAUUCCUGAUGAAUUCUUUGGAGGCAUGAAGGAAGUUAAAGUUUUAGAUAUGUCUUACAAUAAAAUCACAUCCCUCCCACAAUCGCUGAAGCUGCUCACAAAACUCAUCACGCUCGAUAUAAGUUACAAUAAGAAUCUCAUUGAAAUUUGUAUAGUUGGGGAGCUAAAAGACCUUGAGAUUCUAAAGGUUAGAAAAACCGGAAUUAAAGUGAUUCCUGAAGAGAUCGGUCAAUUGACCAACUUAAGGCUGUUGGUGUCAUAUCGAAGCUCACUUGGUUGGAAGAGUUAUAUAUUGGAACCCUUCACAGGGACUCGUCUCGCUUUGGUCUUAUGGAAAUAA